AAAAUGACAACAUAACAAAUUAUAAUUCAGACUUUUACGUAAUGUUAAACGCAACACGCACCUUUUAUGUUGGUCAUUUAAAUUCAAUAUAAAAAACAUUGUAUCGUGCUGAUUCAUAAAGUACAAAAUUAGAUUCUAAUAUGGGAAUUACCAAUCUUCUCUGUGUGUUACUACUUAUAUAUACGUAUAUAUACUCAUCACAUGUAUGUUAGCAUUUGUUAUACUUAUUUUGUUAUUUGAAGGAGAUGUCUAAGAUAAGCGAAUUCGACUUGAACAAAUAUCGAGAAGCUUUUAGCUUGUUUGAUGCCGAUAAUGAUGGUGCAGUUAGCGUUAAUGAGGUGAAAGAAAUUUUUAACAACUUAGGUUACAAUCCUAGUCAGAAAGAGUUGCAACGAAUGAUGCACUCGAUAGAUAAUGGAAAAGAGGGGUUAAUGAGCUUUGAAAGAUUUGCUCAGAUAAUGUCUAAGAAAACAGAAAAAGUGGAUUAUGAGGGAGAACUCAAAGCUUGCUUUCAACUAUUUGACAAAGAUGGAGAUGGGUUUGUUACACAAGAGGAACUUUUCGAAACUUUAAACAAAUUAGGUUUUCAUUUCACGCAAAAGCAAGUAAGCGACAUGAUGCAGUUUGCUGACGAAGAUGGAAAUGGACUCCUCAAUUACGAGGAAUUUGCAAAAGUGAACAAUACUUUAAACGGUGUUAAAUAACCAAAUGUACUCGAUACAAACCAUGUCAAAAGUAAAAGACAAUCAAAUACAAAAAUGAAAAAAAAGUUUAUACGUUAAA
Hydra vulgaris (swiftwater hydra) is the source of this 783-nucleotide messenger RNA. RefSeq lists its product as uncharacterized. Lineage: Eukaryota; Metazoa; Cnidaria; Hydrozoa; Anthoathecata; Hydridae. The record is from RefSeq and is a predicted model, not a curated record. Gene Ontology annotation, molecular function: calcium ion binding.